AUGACUGCACAAGGGUCUCCUGCUAAAAUAAAGGAAUUACGUUUACCUAUGUCAAGGGUAAAAACAAUUAUGAAAAGUUCUCCUUAUGUCGAUACAAUCGGUCAAGAUGGAUUAUAUCUAGUCACAAAAGCUACGGAACUAUUUAUACAUUAUCUAACGGAAGAGGCACAUUUGCAAAACAACAAAGGAAAUUCUUUAGACUACAAACAUCUGGCAGAGGUGGUACAGACUAACGAUACAUUGGAAUUUCUCAGAGAAAUAAUGCCUAGAAAGAUCACAGUCAGACAAUUCAAAGAAAUGAUGGCUGCCAAGAAUUCACAUAGCAGUUCAUCAGAGAGUAGCUCAGACUCGGAUAGUGAUAGUGAGUCAGAUACAGAUUCUUGUUCUGAUAGUGAUGAUAGGAAAGCAGAUAAUUCAUCAAAUAGUGAACAAGAAAGUGAGACAAAAGAGAAUGGUAAAUGUGACUCCACCAGUGACAAAAGUGUGGCCAGUGAAAAAAGUGACAGUGAAGAUGAAAACAAAAGAUAGGAAUACAAAUAUUCAUUUCCAUUCAUUUUUUCAAAACACGGGCUCUCUGAUUAUUUAAAGAACAUCUUAAAC
Messenger RNA from Eufriesea mexicana, 600 nucleotides. RefSeq names its product chromatin accessibility complex protein 1 (gene Chrac-16). Gene Ontology annotation, cellular component: nucleus; CHRAC. Gene Ontology annotation, molecular function: protein heterodimerization activity. Lineage: Eukaryota; Metazoa; Arthropoda; Insecta; Hymenoptera; Apidae. Bases 1 to 528 code for a protein of 175 amino acids. Gene Ontology annotation, biological process: chromatin remodeling; DNA-templated DNA replication. The transcript is spliced from 2 exons. The record is from RefSeq and is a predicted model, not a curated record.